This is a messenger RNA of Serpula lacrymans var. lacrymans S7.9, 3582 nucleotides long. RefSeq lists its product as uncharacterized. Gene Ontology annotation, cellular component: nucleus. Gene Ontology annotation, molecular function: oxidized purine DNA binding; 8-oxo-7,8-dihydroguanine DNA N-glycosylase activity; adenine/guanine mispair binding. The record is from RefSeq and is a predicted model, not a curated record. Gene Ontology annotation, biological process: base-excision repair; mismatch repair. The coding region runs from base 82 to 3582 and encodes 1166 amino acids. NCBI's taxonomy places the organism in Eukaryota, Fungi, Basidiomycota, Agaricomycetes, Boletales, Serpulaceae. The transcript has 20 exons.
GAGUCUACCUAUAGUUUCAUCCUCUGAAUCGUAAUAUCUUACCACCGCUUUGGCCAGUCAGAAACACCUGAGAGAGGACUAAUGGGCAAGAGGUCACGUCUUUCCGAGGACGACUACAGUGAGGAUAGCUCUGGGUCGUACGUGCCAGCUCGAAAAAAGCUCGCAAAAGGCAAAGUCAGCACAACGCGCAAGUUCUCUCAGAAAAGUUCGAAGGACAGAGAGACGAGAGAUAAGGAACCCAGUACCAACACUGAAGCCUCCCAUUCUACGUCUCUACAUGUAAUAAUCAACCCCGUACCCCUUCGCUCAGCACUGCUUGAGUGGUACGACAAAGUGCACGAGUUACGCGGCAUGCCAUGGCGAAAGCCCUACAAUCCUUCUUUGUCGCGCGAGGAACGUGCGCAAAGGGCUUACGAGGUGUGGAUAUCCGAAAUCAUGUUGCAGCAAACACAAGUCAUCACCGUCAUUCCCUACUACAACAAGUGGAUGCAAAAGUUUCCUACAAUCAGAGAUCUCGCCGCUUCUGACAUCGAGACUGUUAAUGGUCUCUGGAAAGGACUGGGCUAUUACUCUCGAGCUGCUCGCAUUUUGAGUGGGGCACAGAAGACCUCAGAGGAAUUUCAUGGUCUGCUUCCCGACAAUGCGAAAGAUAUGGAAGCGACUAUCCCCGGUAUAGGACGGUAUAGCGCUGGAGCAAUAUGUUCAAUCGCCUACAACGAAUGUGUCCCUGUCUUAGACGGCAAUGUUCACAGACUCCUCAGUCGUGUCCUCGCGCUACAUGCUCCACCAAAAAGCAAAAAAACCCUUGAUAUCCUCUGGGCAGGCGCUGGGGUUAUGGUAAAAGACUCUAAGCGCCCAGGUGAUAUCAAUCAGGCUCUUAUUGAGCUUGGAAGCACGGUUUGCAAGGUCAGGGAUCCUUCGUGUUCUAAAUGUCCCCUGAAGCCCUGGUGUAAGGGCUACAAUAGAUUCUCCUCAGUGGAAAGUCAGGAGGCUACCGAAGACUCUGACAUCGAGGAGCUAUGCUCACUCUGCGAGCCUUUACCCACAUCCAUGGAAGAAGCUAGACAAGUCACCAUCUAUCCCAUGAAAGUUAAGCGCAAGAAAGCCAGAGAAGAAACUGAUCUUGUGAAUGUGGUGGAAUGGCGCGCAGACAAUCAAGGUGAUCGAUGGUUUUUGCUUACCCGUAGGCCUGAGGGUGGUCUUCUGGCAGGUCUUCACGACUUUCCGACUUUACCCAAUGUAUCGGACGAAGAGGAAGUUGACACUCCCGACAUUAUCUUGCAAAAAUGGCUGAUUAGUCCCCCCGCGUCUGGCAAGGUGGCAACCCAAAGACCAUCUAAUAAUGCUAUAAAUGGAACUCGUGAUGCAAUUCGCAUAGUCGAUGUCAAACCAGCUGGCGAUGUCAUCCAUGUCUUCUCUCACGUAAAAAAGACGUAUCGCAUCCAAUGGAUAGUUCUGGAAGGAGGGACCGAUGGUGAGCCACCGAAGUUGCUUUGCGACGCCGUGCCUCGACCAGAAAAGUACAAGAGCACGGCGAAAACCGAUAAAUCGACGAAACGAAAGAAGGGGCGUAAAAGGGCUAUGCCCGAGUCAAGUCAUGAGAAUGGCCAAGAUGUGGAAGGCGCUCUCAAGGCCAAGUGGAUCCUCAUGAACGACGUGCAGGACGCCAACUGUCUGGCUCUUCAGCGGGAAAAAGUCGGCGGAUCUGGAGGGCUUUCGAAUCUAAUUGGGGAAGUCCUCGCCUCAGAUAUGAAAGAUCAUAUAGAAGGUGUUCGAGAAAGACUAGCUUUAAAUGAAAUCAGGGAGCGUUACAGGUCUCUGUCAGUGAUAUUUCAUCCGGACAAGCAGCAUGAUGAGCAAACGAAAGCCACGGCAUCCAAGAAAUUCCUGGAGAUCCAAAAAGCGUAUUCGAUUCUGUCGGACUCAUUUCUUCGUGAAGUUUAUGAUAUCUUAGGUGAAGAAGGUCUAAAAACAAAGUGGCCACCAGCGCUACGCUCUCGAAGCAUCGAUGAAAUUCGCGCAGCACUCAGACAAUCUAGGAUUGACCGGAGCUUCGAGAGAAACGACGAACUGAUCAGUCCCAGGGGGACUGUGACUUGUGGCAUCAACGCGAUGUCGUUGUUUUCGGACAAAUUCUUGCCCGAAGAAGACAAUUCUUCAGCAGUGAAGAAUGUUCUUGCUCGGUUUCGUGGAAUAGGCGUCCUUAGCCUUGGCGUCCGUCAUAGCGUGAAGCAACAAAUCGGUCCCAAUACUACAAUAGGACUGACAGGUAAUAUGAGCAGGACAGGUUCCAAGGCAGAAAAAGGUUCCAUUCUUGGCACGGUACAACACCAAUUUUCUCCUCGUGUAGCUUUUGAGCUUUGGACUAAAGAUCAAUCUAUGAUUCAGGGAUCAGUUGGCCUGCUUCAUCCUCAUGUCCUUAUGGCUAAAACAUCCUACAGCGAUGAUGAAAGCACUUAUGCGGUUCAGACACAUUUUAUUCCAUCAUUGUGGUUUAUGUUUCCACCUCCGACAACCUUGACCUUUUCUAGGAAGCUAUUCAACGAUUCAGCCACUGAGGGCACUCUAUCGUGGACCAUGUCACCUCAGUCUCCAGGUCAUCUUGAUAUAUCUAUUUCCUCUCCAGAGCCUUUCAAUUUUGCAGCUCCCGAUGACUUUGUUUCUCCAACGGAGCGAAUGAUAAGCGACCUUGACAACAAGCCUGGCUCGUUAUCUGGAUUUGGUGUGGGGGCACUGUUCUGGACCUACGGUCUAAAUCUCGCUGGCAUCGAAACUGGCCUGAAGGCGGAAUGGGGCGUACGUUUCACCGAAUUGGCUCUUCAGUUGAAAGCAGGAUUGGUCUUCAAUGCACGUGGACUUUCUUACCUGCUUACAAGCUCGUGGACUCGCCAAAACAAUGCCGUAUCCGUUAGCGUCGCUCUGAGUCCGUCUGGGGUGGUGAUGAAUCUCGAGCUGAAAUAUUUAUUCCAGAAGUGGGUAAUUCCAAUCGUGCUCGCGACAGAAUACAACAACACCGCGGCCUUCUGUACAACAAUAUUGCCUUCUACAGCUCUUGUACUAGGGUACCAUUUCGUACUGAAACCUCGUCGUAAGGCUCAAAGAACUCGGUAUUUCCAAGCUGCUCGCCACGCUUUAAAGGAAGAAAAAUCGGAUUUAAGAAGAGAGAUAGAAGAGUCAACUAUGCUACUGAAGGAUACCGCGGCAAAGCAUAUGCAAGUAGAACGCUCCAAAGGAGGUCUUGUCAUCCUUGAGGCGAUAUAUGGUCCAACGUGUCCAGAUGACGAGGCCAAAGACUUGAAUAUAGACGUCACUGUACCAGUUCAAGCUUUAGUUCAUAAUAGCCAAGUAUAUGUCUCGGGCCAUCGAACCAAAUCUGGUAUACAAGGAUUUUAUGAUCCAGCGCCUGCGUCGCCAAAGUCUCUCCGAGUAAGGUAUACUUUCCGUGAUCGGAUGCACUACGCAGAAAUACCAGACUUUAUUCCAGUCGCACUUCCUCUGCAAGUGCCAGAUUACACACUAUACGCCACACUCUCCACUCAAACACCCCACCUUCACAAGAUUAAUGGUUAUGACCAAUCAUAA